Amyelois transitella is the source of this 894-nucleotide messenger RNA. Its product is annotated as pupal cuticle protein G1A-like. The transcript has 2 exons. Lineage: Eukaryota; Metazoa; Arthropoda; Insecta; Lepidoptera; Pyralidae. The coding region runs from base 1 to 894 and encodes 297 amino acids. The record is from RefSeq and is a predicted model, not a curated record.
AUGAAAUCGAUGGUGGUGUUGUUCGCUCUCGCCGCAGUGGCUUGCGGCUCCUACUUGCCGGUGGCUCAGCCCCCGCACCACCCGGCGCUGGUACUGGACCCCCACGGCCGCCCGCUGGACACCGCUGAAGUCAUCAACGCUCGUGCCAUCCAUCUGCAAGCUAAGGCCCUGGAAGGACACCAUGCUCCCCUCGCUCACUCCGUGAUCGCGCCUAUCACUCACUCAGUGAUCGCUCCAGUAGCCCACUCCGUGGUCGCCCCAGCUGUGGUCGCCGCGCCCGCCGCUGUUUCACACCAAUCCCGUGUUGACAUCCACUCCAGCCCUGCCGUAGUAUCUCACGCUGUUGCCGCUCCCAUCCUCGCUCAUUCUGCCUACUCUCCUCUCUUGUCUCAUGGCCUCGCUGGACACGGACACCUACUGAAGAAGCGUUCUUUGGCCCACAUCGCCUACGCUGCACCAAUCGUCGCACCUUCAGCUGUCUCCCACCAGUCUCGCGUAGACAUCAUUGAGAAGCCCGCCGUAGUCUCUCACUCCGUCGUCGCCCCAGUGAUCUCUCACGUCGCUAGCCCCGUGGUUGCUCACGCCGCUCCAAUCAUUGCUCCUUCUGCUGUUUCUCACCAGUCUCGUGUGGAUAUCAUUGAGAAACCUGCCGUCGUGUCUCACUCUGUCGUCGCUCCCGUGGUUUCUCACGCCGCUCCCGUGCUCGCUCACGCUGCUCCCGUGGCCGUGGCUCACGUGACACCAGUGGUAGCCGCUCCCAUCAGCUACUCGCACCAAUCCCGCGUGGACUACUCCUCCGCUGCACACCUCACCCCUCUCGCUCACUCCACCGUGUUGGCCGCACCUGCCUCGCAUUUGUCCCAUGCGGAUCUCCUUCAUGCCUCCCAUUGGUGA